UCUGGUAUGGUCCGUUACGGAAGCGUCUUCAAUGUCACGUUUGUUGAAUGAGAAACUGCUCAAUGUCUGACUGUGUAUUUGCUUAUUGACCCACAAAACAUGUUUAAAUUAAAUUGUAUAUUACUCAGUUCUGUGAGUAACGUGUGUCGACAGCUGGCCGCCUCCCGAAGUGCAAAUGGAAGCCCUCUAUGCGGAAGGAGCGGCCUGCAGCGAACACUGUGCAGCACCGCUGUCACACAUCAGCAGGACACAGCGUCCUCCACUAACUCUGGGGAAACAGCCCAAAACUUCAGCCAUUUCCCUCCACUGCCUGGUCAGGACAGUGCACUGAGGUGGGCUGGAAAGAAGUUUGAGGAGUUACCAAUCAUCCACGUUAAAGCCACGUACAACAACACGCACAUCCAGCUGACGGACAGCGCGGGACAGUCCCUGGUCAGGACGUCCUGCGGAACAGAAGGAUUCAAGAACAGCAGGAAGUCGACGCCCAUCGCUGCUCAGACUGCAGGCAUGGCAGCUGCAAAGAAAGCCGUGGAGAAGGGAGUUGCGUUUGUUCGCGUCAUGGUCAAAGGUCUUGGUCCCGGACGUCUGGCUUCGAUCAAAGGCUUGACCAUGGGAGGCCUGGAAGUGGUAUCGAUCACAGACAACACCCCCGUGCCGCACAAUGGAUGCCGCCCGCGCAAAGCCAGAAGGACGUGAUCUCCCUGAAAACCAGGACUCAGCCGAAAGGAUGCUGUUUGUGUUGCAGUUAUGCUAAUAAAAAGUGUUUGCUUGCGUAA
This is a messenger RNA of Scophthalmus maximus (turbot), 776 nucleotides long. RefSeq names its product mitochondrial ribosomal protein S11 (gene mrps11). Gene Ontology annotation, molecular function: small ribosomal subunit rRNA binding; structural constituent of ribosome; mRNA 5'-UTR binding. The record is from RefSeq and is a predicted model, not a curated record. Gene Ontology annotation, biological process: translation; maturation of SSU-rRNA from tricistronic rRNA transcript (SSU-rRNA, 5.8S rRNA, LSU-rRNA); ribosomal small subunit assembly. The transcript is spliced from 6 exons. Bases 100 to 696 code for a protein of 198 amino acids. NCBI's taxonomy places the organism in Eukaryota, Metazoa, Chordata, Actinopteri, Pleuronectiformes, Scophthalmidae. Gene Ontology annotation, cellular component: ribosome; mitochondrial small ribosomal subunit.